AUGGUCGCACCUGUAAGUGACUGCUCUGAUACCUGCCAAGCAGCAGAUCAAUUGUUUGUAUCAGUGCCGGAUCUGGUAGAUCGCCCUUGGCGCUGGCUCUCCCAUUCUCCGCACAAUCCAACAACACCGUCCGCUGUGCUCGUCGCAUCUCCGCCCGGGCACUAUGCUCCGCGUCCGGCUUACCAUCAUCCGUUACUAUCGUCAAAUACAUUCCUACUCUGUCCAAAGUGUGCCCAGCUUGUCCAAGCCGCUGACACUUUAGUGCGGCAUUUUCAGAGGUUGCACCAUAUUGUUCUUGGCAACCAUCGCGGGUUCAUCCGAACCCUCAACUCCCCAGAUUUUGACCUGUCAUCGACCCCCACAUGUACAUCCGAUCUUGCCAUGAUGACUGCCUUUUUGCCAUAUAUCCGUCCGCCUUUUGACCAUGCAAUCUAA
Bipolaris victoriae FI3 is the source of this 435-nucleotide messenger RNA. RefSeq lists its product as hypothetical. NCBI's taxonomy places the organism in Eukaryota, Fungi, Ascomycota, Dothideomycetes, Pleosporales, Pleosporaceae. The transcript has a single exon. The coding region runs from base 1 to 435 and encodes 144 amino acids. The record is from RefSeq and is a predicted model, not a curated record.